AUGGGAUCACCAAACCUCAUGGUCUCCUUUGUACUGUACACCGUCACGUCAUUACGGCAGCAGGCCGGUGCGGCAUCUUCCUCCGUGAACAGGAUGAUGAGCCAUAGCGUCAACUGGCGCUGCCAGGACGUGCUCAAGCAAUGCAAAAAUAGGGCCGUACUCUUUGGUAAUGAGACCAAUGACAAGAAGAAAUGUGAUGCACAGCUUAAGGAACUGCUUGAUUUGGUUGACUCCGUUGUCUCGAUCAAGUGUGGGAAACCAUUUUCAAACCAGAUGUUUGCUCGCAUUAAUAUAGCACAUGAACAGAAGGAGCUCCAUGCAAAGGGAAGUUCUACUGAACAAUUAUCUGAAUUAAAGAAAGAGAGAUCAUAUGAUGAAUACUUUGCACAAGUUACCAGGAUGGUGGAAGAAAAACUAAAUAAAACAAUUGAGAUGAUGGGAAAACAGCUCCGUGAAGAAAAGACAGCAAGGCAGAAGGCGGAGGAAAAGGUGACAGAAGCGGUGUCCAAAUCGCAAGAUCAAAUGAGAAGACUCAGGUUGAGCCUAGCGAAGGCGCAAGAAGAGAGUGAUAAGGUUCGAGAAGAAAAUAAGAAAUACAGGGAAUCAGAAAAGGUUAGAAGAGAAAAGGAGGAAAAGACAAAAGAGGAGAUUGAAGAUCUUAAAGAUAAACUGAACAACAUGGAAAGGGAGCAGCAGAACAUGAAGAACAGCAAUAGUUGCAACAUUUUGUAA
Messenger RNA from Setaria italica (foxtail millet), 732 nucleotides. Its product is annotated as immune-associated nucleotide-binding protein 9. The record is from RefSeq and is a predicted model, not a curated record. Lineage: Eukaryota; Viridiplantae; Streptophyta; Magnoliopsida; Poales; Poaceae. Gene Ontology annotation, molecular function: GTP binding. The transcript is spliced from 4 exons. Bases 1 to 732 code for a protein of 243 amino acids.